Messenger RNA from Telopea speciosissima, 2936 nucleotides. RefSeq lists its product as uncharacterized. The record is from RefSeq and is a predicted model, not a curated record. The transcript is spliced from 5 exons. The coding region runs from base 270 to 2936 and encodes 888 amino acids. Lineage: Eukaryota; Viridiplantae; Streptophyta; Magnoliopsida; Proteales; Proteaceae.
UUUUUUUUUCUUGUUUGUGGAGUUAGGCCUAGACCUUACUGCUUUUGUAUUUGAUGGGGUAUUUGGGAUUUGGCCCCUUCCUCCUUUCCUUUCUAAAAAAUUGCAUCCUUAAAAAAGGAAAUCCUGAACAUACACUUGCUAAAAUAAAUAUUAAAGUAAAUGCCAGUGGGCAAUUCAUAUUUCAUAGAGGACUACCAUAAUUCUGAUUAAAUUUGUUGAUCAGGUUUGACAAUUUAGUAGCAUUAUUUGUUCCUGCUGUGUCGAUUAAUAUGGGAAAGCAAUUGCAUCGCAAAUCCUCCAGCCUCUCAUUCGAGGACCACAAUCGGGGCUGCAUGUCAGGUGUUUUUAAUAUCCUUGACUUCCAUCAAUGGCAUAAUGUCAAAAGGAUGCUACCAUACAAGAGGCAUGGAUGUGGAAGACAUUCUGGGGGCCCUAAAUAUUCAAAAAUGGAUCAGAAUAUCCCCAAUACCAUUGACAAAGAAGAAUCCAUGGAUGCUGAAGUGAACAAAUUGCUUAUAGAAGAAAAAAUGACUGGGACGAGCCCAACCAACAAGAAAUCCAGCAAAGCCCACAUCAAAACACUAAUUGCUGAAGAAAUGUCAAAAGAAGAUGACCACGAAUGCCAGACUUCAGCAUUCCCUGCACAACUACAGCUAAUGCGUACUGAUUCCAUCCAUCAUUUGGAACCUUCAAAUAAUGGUUGCUUUGAAGAUAUGAGGGUAAAUGGCAAGAGUCCAAGAAUUGAUCCUAACCAAUAUAAUGCUAGUUCGGUUGCAAGCAAGCUGGUUCCAGACAUGCUAAAGCCUCCUGAGACAGAUUUCUGCAGUAAACAUUGUGAGGUAUCUGGAACAAUGAAUGCUGUAAACAACUUCGGGAAUGUUCAAAUUGCUGAAUUGGAGAUGCAGCUAAUUGAGAAUCAUUCACAUUUUCAGGAUAAGUUGGACAGGGGCAUUCCAAAGAAGUACAUGGAUGCUAAGGAUCUCAUAAGAGAAGCUUUAUUCCCCCUGUCAAAGGAAUUUUCGGAUGUUCAGGAGAAAUUUCAGGCAAACAAGGAAUUAUUUUUAAAAAUUCUGCAAGAUCCAGACUCUUCUCUGGCAUAUCAGUUCCAGAACGUCCAGAUAUCCAGUGCUAAGAGGGAAUUGACCAAGUCAGAUUCGUUCCCUGUAGCUUACUUGUCAUGUAGAAAUAAUGUUAGGUCAAGCAAACUCAAACACAAGCUGAGGGAAAUUAGAUCUUUUACAAAACCAGAGGGGCAGUUGCAAGCUAGGAGUUCAUCUGCAAAGUUGGCCACAACUGAUUCUUCAGAUGACACAGUCACACAGCCUUUCCCAUUGAUGACUGAUGGUAAUGAGAAAGAAAGGAUAGGAACUGCUGAACCUGGUAAUGUCUCAGGUUAUUCUCUGGGCUCAUCCCAUGAAUUGAAGAACCAAGUGGCUACAAAUCGUUUAAAAAGUAUUAAGCGGAGGAUAAAACAUGCAAUCAGAGGUAGUGGAAAGGAACGUCACCGGAUAUCCAUGGAUGCUAUCUUUCAUAGAAUCCCUUAUGGCCGUAAGCAUUUCAAGAAUGGGAAGAAGGGGAUGUCUGAUCACUGGAAGGAGCUCACAACCGAUAGUGAUUAUAAGGACAGCCCUAGGAAUUAUGGGAAUGACAGCCCUAUUUGUGCUCUUGGCAAGGGUGGACUCCAUCCCCUGAGAAGAACAGCCUCUCUUAGUGAAUCACUGGAUAGAUACUCUCAAUUGUUCGAGUCUACUUUCAGCAAAGAAGCUAAGCAACAUCUAUCUUGCAGAUUAAAGCUGACAAAUGAAGAUGCGGGAUCCCCUGGUGGACCUGCCCCAAAAGCCUUGGGCAGGAUUCUAUCUCUACCCGAACUCAAGUCUUUUUGUUCUCUGCAAAGUGAGGUGUCUCAUGAUACUUCUUGUUUGGGGAUGCCAAGUGGCACUCAUAUGGACAGCCCUGCUAAUAUGGAAAGGUCCAGUCAAAAGCUUGCUGUUCUUUCUGUAGGUACAGAAAAUGAGAGCAAGUCAGAGGCUUCUGCAGAAAAUGCAAGUCAAGAAAUCUUGGUGGAAGUGAGUGAAAGUAGUCUAAUUCAGGAGGAUCAGGUGGAACUGAUACUCAAUGCAGAUGAGGAUAAAUCAAUUGAUGAUUUGGACAACCAAACAAUGCUGGAGAAUAUAUCUAUUUCUCACUAUCUACAGGAAGUUGAGCCUGCGCCAGAUGCUUGUAUCAAACAGGCACUACCAAGUCCAAACUCUGUUCUAGACUCUGACACUUCAGAAUUUAUCAUCACAGAAGAAGCAGAUUACGGGUUGAAACCCAGGCCCGUUGAUUUCAAUGAGCUGGAUUCUCCAUAUGCGAAUAGGAGCACAAUGGAGAUUGAGAAUGUGAAAAGUCUGAGCAAGCAUUUUGAUAGUGGCCUUCCCCAUGUCCAGGUGGAUAAAAAGGAUGAAUCCAACUUCAAAUAUGUGAGGGAAGUGCUCAAGCUAUCAGGCUUCAGUGGGAAUGGGAACCUCGGUACAUGGCAUUUACCAGACCAGCCAGUUGACCCUUCAUUGUUUGAAGAAGUAGACUGUUCCAGACAGGAAACUGGUAGCAGUUUUGAUCACCGGCUUUUGUUCGACGUAAUUGGUGAUACCUUAAUAGAUAUCUAUGAGAGAUCAUUCAUGUACUGGCCAAGACCCUUGUCCAUCAACUUGAACAUCCGUCCAAUGCCCGUGGGGUGCCAUGUUCUUGAGGAGGUAUGGACCAGUAUUAGCUGGUUUCUAAGUUAUCAACCUGAGAUUGGUCAAUCAUUGGAUUACAUUGCGGCUCGUGAUCUUGCUAAGGCUGAUGGGUGGAUGAACCUCCAGUUUGAAAGUGAGUGUGUUGGACUUGAACUUGAGGAGUGGAUAUGGGAUGAUCUUCUGGAUGAACUUAUGCUUGAGCUUGAGGUGACCUAA